AUGUCUUCUGUUAACAAUCUGCUGUUGAUCAUUUGCCUCACAUUCAUAUUCUCGCCAUGCAUCUCUGCUGCGAGUGAUUCCAAGGGUUUUUCUACAAAUCUUAUUCAUAUUCAUUCGCCAUCCUCCCCAUACAAGAAUGUCAAAGCAGAGAGCCUGGCCGAGGACACUGCUCUCAAGAGCACGCUCUCGCGGCACGCUUAUAUGAGGGCCAGGCAACAAAAAGCCCUGCAGCCGGCGGACUUUGUGCCCCCUCCUCUUAUUCCUCAGGAGAUCAUGUUCCUAGCAAAUUUAUCCAUUGGUAAUCCACCUACGAAUGUGUAUGUCAUCCUUGACACCGGCAGUGACUUGUUCUGGAUUCAAUGUGAGCCUUGCGAUGUUUGUUAUAAGCAAAAGGAUCCCAUCUAUGAUCGGACCAAAUCCGAUUCUUUCACUGAAAUGGCAUGCGAUGCUUCUCUUUGCUUAAGUCUCGGAAGUGACGCCCAAUGCAGUGAUCCAGCUCAAAGGUUUUGUGUGUACAAAUAUUCUUAUGCAGAUGGCACCAGGACGUCGGGUCUCCUCUCCUACGAUGACGUCGCCUUCACUUCACAUUAUUCAAAUGAAGAUAAAACGGCCCAAGUAGGCUUUGGAUGCGGAUUACAAAAUUUGAAUACCCUGACAGGAUUCCGUGACGGCGGGGUACUAGGCCUUGGUCCUGGACAGGUAUCUUUGGUUUCCCAGCUCCCGGCAAUUGGUAAAGUUUCAAAAUCAUUCGCCUACUGUUUUGGCAACUUUAGUGAUCCAAAUGCGGGGGGCUUUCUCGUAUUUGGGGAUGAUACGUAUUUGAAAGGUGACAUAACGCCCAUGGUGAUAGAUGAGUUUUACUACAUCAAUCUCCUCGGCAUUGGCCUUGGCAUCGGAGAGCCGAGGCUUGACAUAAAUUCUUCUUCGUUUGAAAGAAAACCCGACGGAAACGGAGGCGUUGUCAUCGACUCCGGCACCACGCUGACUGCUUUUGUGCCAGAGGUGUACGAAGUGGUUAGAAAUGCAGUGGUAGACAAGCUACAAAAGGGAUACAACAUUAGGCCACUGAGGAGCAAUCCCGACUGUUUUAGAGGAAAAAUAGGAAGAGACCUGAAGUUCUUCCCAACCAUGAUACUUUACCUUGAGAGCACGGGCAUUCUGAAUGAUAAAUGGUCCAUAUUUCGGCAACGCUACCGUAAUGCAUUCUGCUUAGGAUUCACCAGUGGAGAUGGGUUAAACAUUAUUGGCAAUCUCGCUCAACAGUCCUAUAAAUUUGGGUUUAACCUUGAGCAGAGCACACUUAGCAUUGAGUCCAUGCCCAACUGUAGGCCUAGUUCGGCAUUUUCCAAUUAG
Vitis riparia (riverbank grape) is the source of this 1353-nucleotide messenger RNA. RefSeq names its product probable aspartic protease At2g35615. Gene Ontology annotation, molecular function: aspartic-type endopeptidase activity. The transcript has a single exon. Bases 1 to 1353 code for a protein of 450 amino acids. Lineage: Eukaryota; Viridiplantae; Streptophyta; Magnoliopsida; Vitales; Vitaceae. Gene Ontology annotation, biological process: proteolysis. The record is from RefSeq and is a predicted model, not a curated record.